Messenger RNA from Trichobilharzia szidati, 459 nucleotides. The record is from the annotation of a GenBank genome assembly. Lineage: Eukaryota; Metazoa; Platyhelminthes; Trematoda; Strigeidida; Schistosomatidae.
CAUGAAGAUAAAUGGAGUAGAAUAUUGCAAAGAAACGUGCGUUGCUAUUAUAUCUACUGGCACAUCUUUGAUACUGGGAUCGAAUGAAACGGUGGAAACGAUUAAUUCUAGACUUGGGGCCGAGCCGGUUGGGGAUGAUGAGUAUGGAUUAAACUGUAAUGAUAUUAACCUGCUCCCUCCUAUUGAGUUUGUCUUCAAGAAGAGGAGCUAUGUACUUGAGGCGAAGAACUAUGUGCUUAAGGAAGUCAACUGGUUAAAGACAGAGUGUACAUCACCAUUCGCUAGUAGCGAUGAAGUCCCCCCUGGAGUUUGGGUUCUUGGCUAUGUAUUUAUGAGGAAUUUCUACACUGUAUUCGAUUUUGGUGAGAAGGAGAUAUGGUUAGCUGAUGUUAACGAUGGCUGAAUCUCACUAUAAUGAAACCAGUUAAUAACUGAUCAUAAAUAAAGACAAAACAAUAA